AUGUCGGUUCUUGAUGCCAUUCUGAUGCACAUGCAGCCUGAUCAAACUCACAUUGCCCUCCUCCCCAGUGCUGGAAUGGGCCAUCUCACACCUUUCCUUCGGCUCGCCGAUCUGCUCGUCCGCCGCCAUUGCCGUGUCACCCUCAUCACAACACAUCCCAUCGUUUCGCUUGCAGAGUCUCGUCUCGUCUCAUGCUUCCUCUCUGCCUUCCCACAAGUCACUCAGCUGCAAUUCCAUCUCCUCCCUUUGGAUCCUUCUACCGUCAAGCACUCCACUGACCCCUUCUUUAUCCAGUAUGAAACAAUACGUCGCUCCGCUCACCUUCUCUCUCCUCUUCUUGCCACUCUUUCACCGCCUCUCCAUGCCCUCGUCUAUGAUGCCCUUUUGAUUUCCUCUAUAAUUCCAGUAACAGAAACCUUACAUUUCUCUAACUACAUCAUCUUCCCAUCAUCAGCCAGAAUGUUAUCUUUUUAUUCAUACUUCCCAACCUUUGCAUCCAAAUCUGGUGACGCUCCUGCUAUGCCUUGUGAUGUUGAAAUUCCAGGCCUUACGCCAAUACCUAGGUCAUCAAUACCUCCUUUGUUGUUUAUCCCAGACAGUCUCUUUGCUAAAAUUUUCAUGGAAGAUAGUCGUAAAGUUGCAAAACUAAAUGGCGUUUUGGUCAAUACCUUUGAAGGACUCGAAGCACAAUCACUAGAGGUGCUUACUGGCAGAAAAUUACUUGAGGGAAUGCCAUCUGUGUUUGUAGUUGGACCUCUUCCACCAUGUGAAUUUGAGAGAGGAGAGUGUGGUGAUCAGUUGAAGUGGCUUGAUGAGCAGCCGGCGAGGUCGGUAGUUUAUGUUAGCUUUGGGAGUCGGACAGCCAUGUCCAGGGAUCAAAUAAGAGAGGUAGGUGAGGGGUUAGUUAAAAGUGGGUGUAGGUUUUUGUGGGUGAUAAAGGACAAGAAAGUUGACAAGGAGGAAGAAGAGGGCUUGGACGAGGUUGUGGGGCACGAGCUAAUGGAGAGAAUGGAGGCAAAGGGAUUGGUGGUGAAGAAAUGGGUGGACCAACCACAGAUACUUGGUCACAAUUCUGUGGGAGGAUUUGUUAGCCAUUGUGGGUGGAAUUCAGUGACAGAGGCUGCUUGGUACGGGGUGCCAAUUUUAGCCUGGCCCCAAGGUGGGGAUCAGAAGAUCAAUGCAGAGGUGGUGGAGGCGAGUGGAGUCGGCAUGUGGGUGACGAGUUGGGGUGAAGAGGUUGUGGUGAAGGGGGAUGAGAUUGGAGGGAGAAUUAGAGAGAUGAUGGGGAGUGAAUUGUUGAGAGGAAAAGUUGCAGAGAUCAGAGAAAAGGCAAGGAAAGCUUCUGGAGACGGUGGAAGCAUUGAGAUAACAUUUAAGCGACUCAUUGAAGAGUGGAAGAAGAGCAAUAAGAGCAUUUGA
Molecule: messenger RNA, 1419 nt
Organism: Carya illinoinensis
Lineage: Eukaryota; Viridiplantae; Streptophyta; Magnoliopsida; Fagales; Juglandaceae
Product: UDP-glycosyltransferase 708G1-like
Exons: 1
Coding region: 1-1419 (472 amino acids)
Molecular function (GO): UDP-glycosyltransferase activity
Source: RefSeq, a predicted model, not a curated record